Molecule: messenger RNA, 459 nt
Organism: Miscanthus lutarioriparius
Lineage: Eukaryota; Viridiplantae; Streptophyta; Magnoliopsida; Poales; Poaceae
Source: the annotation of a GenBank genome assembly
AUGUCGACCCCUGCGAGGAAGAGGUUGAUGAGGGAUUUCAAGCGGUUGAUGCAGGACCCUCCGGCCGGCAUAAGUGGCGCCCCGCAGGAUAACAACAUAAUGUUGUGGAAUGCUGUCAUAUUUGGACCUGAUGAUACCCCGUGGGAUGGAGGUACGUUCAAGCUGACUCUCCAGUUUAAUGAAGAAUAUCCAAACAAGCCACCAACCGUGCGCUUUGUUUCUAGGAUGUUUCAUCCAAACAUUUAUGCUGAUGGAAGCAUAUGCUUAGAUAUCCUGCAGAAUCAGUGGAGUCCGAUAUAUGAUGUAGCUGCAAUACUCACGUCGAUCCAGUCAUUGUUGUGCGACCCAAACCCGAAUUCACCCGCUAACUCUGAAGCUGCCCGCAUGUUCAGCGAGAACAAGCGAGAGUACAACCGCAAAGUGCGGGAGGUCGUGGAGCAGAGCUGGACGGCGGACUGA